Alligator mississippiensis (American alligator) is the source of this 608-nucleotide messenger RNA. It is a transcript of the gene CUTA, whose product is annotated as cutA divalent cation tolerance homolog. Lineage: Eukaryota; Metazoa; Chordata; Crocodylia; Alligatoridae. The record is from RefSeq and is a predicted model, not a curated record. Gene Ontology annotation, molecular function: copper ion binding. The transcript has 7 exons. Gene Ontology annotation, biological process: response to metal ion. Bases 109 to 534 code for a protein of 141 amino acids.
GAGGGGGCGGGGCCGAGCCAGACCGCGCUGGAGCCGCGAGCGGGGCAGGGCCUGGUGCCCCCGGAUGCUUCCGGAGGGGACGGCGCCCCCCCGCUCCGGCGCCCCGCCAUGAAGGCAGCGUGCUGCGUGCUGGUGGUGUCCCUGCUGAUGGUGCCGCUGCUCCGGACGGUGUCUCAGCGUCUCUUCUCCAUGGCCGCAGAGUCCUACGCCCCCGGCAGCCUCUCGGCUGCUUUCAUCACCUGCCCCAACGAGACCGUGGCCAAGGAGAUCGCCAGGGCGGUGGUGGAGAAGCACCUGGCAGCCUGCGUGAACAUCAUGCCGCAGAUCACAUCCAUAUACGAGUGGAAGGGGAAGAUAGAGGAGGACAGCGAAGUGCUGCUGAUGAUUAAAACCCGGAGCUCCCGAAUCCCAGCACUGGCUGAAUAUGUCCGGUCCGUGCACCCAUAUGAGGUGGCCGAAGUGAUCGCCCUUCCCAUCCAGCAAGGGAAUGCCCCCUACCUGCAGUGGGUACAGGAGACCGUGCCCUCUGAGUAAGACCUGCCAGUGGUCCAGCCAGAGCUGUGUGUUGGGGGCAACAACAGGCAAUAAACCACAUGCAGACACUUGUA